AUGGCCAACUCUCUUCCUCACGUCCGCUGGGGCAUCCUAGGCACAGGAUGGAUCUCAACAAUGUUCCUAACUGAUCUCCUCAAAACCCGCCCCGACGCAAAAGCAAGCCACACAAUCACAGCCCUCGGAUCAUCAUCCCUCGAAAAGGGCAACAAAUUUGUCGAGAAGCUCUGGAAGGACGCUUCUCAGAAGCCUAAGCCUCAUGUUUAUGCAGACUACCAAGGCGUGUACGACGACCCUAAUGUCGAUGUUGUUUACGUCGGCACGCCGCAUAGUCUGCACAAGAAGAACUGCCUUGAUGCUAUUGCGGCGGGGAAGCAUGUUCUUUGUGAAAAGCCUUUUACUAUCAACGCCAAAGAAACGAAGGACAUUAUAGAUGCUGCUAAGCAGAAGGGUGUUUUUGUCAUGGAAGCUGCCUGGGUGAGGUUCACCCCCUUCUUCGAAGCCCUGCACGAGGAAAUCAUGGUCAAGAAAUCCAUCGGCGAAAUCCAACGCUUCUCUGUCGACUUUGGCAACUAUUUCGAUCUGUCGACCCUACCUGAUGAGCAUCGUCUCAAAGACCCCGCCCUCGGUGCAGGCGCUCUUCUCGACAUUGGCUUCUACACUCUCACCUUCGCCUCCAUCAUUCUCGGCGAUUGGAAAGUAGGCAAAGAGCACCCUAAGCCUACAAAGAUCCUGUCAUCCCUCGAUAUGGCCAACGGUAUCGAUGAGGCAAAUAUUAUCGUGCUUGAGUACCCCGCUGCCAAGGGUGUCAAGACAGGAGUCUGCACUUCAAGUUUCCGAUACAGAGGCCCAGAUGAGUUUGGUCGAAUCGAAGGCUCUAAUGGUAGUAUCACGCUGUUCGGCCCAGCAGUUAGUGUACCUGGUGGGUUCCAUGUCACACUAGGACAGCGCCCUGGUCCUCCUGAACAAGACAACAGAGAGACUCGAACAUUCAAGGUGGAGCGGCAUGAAGGGACACUGGGCUUCUACUGGGAAGCUGAUGCUGUAGCGCAGGAUAUCGCCAACGGCCACACUGAGAACGCUAUUGUUCCUCUCGGUGAGACGUUGAGGAUGAUGGAACUGAUGGAUGAAAUCCGCGCUGCAAACGACUUCAAGUAUCCUCAAGACGAUAACUAG
Fusarium coffeatum is the source of this 1119-nucleotide messenger RNA. RefSeq lists its product as uncharacterized. Gene Ontology annotation, molecular function: nucleotide binding. The transcript is spliced from 2 exons. The record is from RefSeq and is a predicted model, not a curated record. Lineage: Eukaryota; Fungi; Ascomycota; Sordariomycetes; Hypocreales; Nectriaceae. The coding region runs from base 1 to 1119 and encodes 372 amino acids.